UACAAUCUUAGGAAGCAUAAUACAAACGAUAUUUAGAAAUAUCUAAUUAUUUACAAGACACAAAACAAUGGAACAGAAUAAUUUUAGUCAUAGUAUAGCGGCUGUUCUUUUCCCUGGACUUGUUAAAAACGAAGACAAAGCUAUUGAAUGUUUGGGUGGUAUAAGACAAUUGUCUCAGGCUUACACAGAGUUAAACAAAAAACGUCUUGGUCUAUCAUAUCAGCCACAAAAUAAACUAGCAAAGAAAAUUUAUGGCGACUGCGUCAAUACUGCUGGUGUGCUCCUGAAAGUUAAAGUAAAAAAAACCAUAAAUGGCAGUGAAGUGAAAAGGGAGGUAAUUUCGACCACCCCACUAGGACAAGUCAGGAAAAUAUAUAAAUUUGAAUCUUUGUGUGAUUUUCAAUAUUUGCCUGUGAGCAAAGAAGGUGCAGGCUCUGCUCCUCCGCAGUGUAUAUUAGAACAAAUCAUGCCUUCUGGAGUUGAUACUCUACAAUUUUUAACGGAACCAGGACCACAGUUCAUAAUACCAUCAAGUUUCUCGAGAUUUGACAAACCUUUAAAUCUCGAUUAUAUUGAGAAGAAGAGCAUUCUAGAAAAGAACACAUCACUUGGUCAAGAUGAUGAUAUACACAGAAAAAGAAGACUGGAGCGAGGUGGACAACCAACAGGAUUGAAAUUCAGCUUAACUGAAGAAUUUCCUAAAGAACCACAUGAGUACCAUUUAAAUCAAAAGAGUGAGAGGAUGUCUGUUUACCCAGAACUUCAGAGAGAUUAUGAAGCUGUAAAGAAGAUAUUUGAAGAAAGGCCGAUUUGUUCACAAAAUUACAUUAAAUACCACACUAAAAUAAAAUUAGUGUUAUUAAAAAUAAUAAUGCCAUGUUUGGCAUUUUAUAUGAUAGAUGGUCCAUGGAGAACUAUGUAUAUUAAAUUUGGAUAUGACCCUAGAAAGGAUCCAAGCUCUCGUAGAUACCAAACUUUGGAUUUCAGAGUGAGACACCAAGCUGGUUUGAGGUCUAUGGUAGUACAUUAUAAAAAGUCCGAAAGGAUACGUAACAAGAGGCGCAAGCAGCCGGAUGAGUCCUUUGGAACUGAAGAGAAUGUCCCCGAGGCUGUCAUAUAUUUUAGACCUGACACUAUGAUUUCACAACGACAAGUUUACUAUCAGAUAUGCGAUGUACAGCUGCCCGAAGUUCAGGAGAUAUUAGCUUUGGAGCCUCCAGUUGGAUUCGUGUGCCACGAAAAACGUGGCUGGCUUCCUCCGAACACGACCGAUGUCUGUCGCGAUCACAUGUCACGUUAUACCAAAGAAGCCCUGCUCUCUAACUUUACUGCUGACAUGAAGCUAGAGCACGCUUUAAGUGACGACGACUCCAACACAGAUGAAGAUAUGAAUUUAGGCGAUACAAAUGAAAUGGUUCACUAAAAUAAUAAUGAAAUAAAAACAAA
Messenger RNA from Bombyx mandarina (wild silkworm), 1446 nucleotides. It is a transcript of the gene l(2)37Cd, whose product is annotated as general transcription factor IIIC subunit l(2)37Cd. Gene Ontology annotation, biological process: transcription initiation at RNA polymerase III promoter. Gene Ontology annotation, molecular function: RNA polymerase III type 1 promoter sequence-specific DNA binding; RNA polymerase III type 2 promoter sequence-specific DNA binding. Gene Ontology annotation, cellular component: transcription factor TFIIIC complex. The record is from RefSeq and is a predicted model, not a curated record. NCBI's taxonomy places the organism in Eukaryota, Metazoa, Arthropoda, Insecta, Lepidoptera, Bombycidae.